GUGUUUUUGUUUACUAGGGAACCUCGCGUGCUCCGACAGCAUUUAGCAAACCUACAAAGCUAGCCGCGAUACGCAAAAGUAAACAGACGUGAAAUUAUAAACAUGUAUGUAUUUUUUUAUUUAUGCGUUUAUUAGUUGCUCCGUGUGGACAUAGUGAGGUUUUAAAAUGACGCUAAACUCCUCGUCGACGGCGGGCUAGCGGCUAACGUUAGCUAGCAUCUUGACGUUAGCUGUGUCUUUAGGCUAAUUUCAGACAUUAUGAGGUCCCUGAAUUAUGUCCAACGUGUUAGUUUGGACUUUACGGGGACGCUCUUUCCACACGCUAUUUGCUUGGGAGAUGCUGACAACGACACGCUUAACGAGCUGGUGGUGGGCGACACCAGCGGGAAGCUGCACGUGUACAAGAACGACGACUCCAAGGCAUGGAUCACCAGGAGCUGCGUGGGCAUGCUGACGUGCGUGGCAGUAGGCGACGUGUGCAACAAGGGGAAGAACUUUGUGGUGGCUGUGGGAGCCGAGGGCUGGUUCCACCUCUUCGACCUGACCGCCAGCAAAGCGGAUUCGUCCAGUCAGCACGACGCUCUCCACGCGGACGAGCAGAAGCCCUUCUUCACGCAGCACAUCCCGGCCAACACCAAAGUCAUCCUCAUCAGCGACAUCGACGGCGACGGCCGCAGCGAGCUGGUGGUGGGCUACACCGACCGGGUGGUGCGGGCGUUCCGAUGGGAGGAGCCCUCGGAAGGUUCUGACGGGGGGUCCGGUCAGCUGGUCCUGCUGAAGAAAUGGCUUCUGGAGGGACAGGUGGACAGCCUCUCCGUGAACCCGGGUCCCGAGGGCCUGCCAGAGCUGAUGGUGUCCCAGCCGGGCUGUGGCUACGCCAUUCUUCAGUGCUCCUGGACGCAACAAGACUCUCCCCACAGCGGCGGCGGCGACGAGGAGGAUGCGCCUGCCACGCCCGGGAGUGAGGGCCCUUCCCGAGAUGUAGUCCUCCAUCUGACCACCGGGAGGAUCCACAACAAGAACGUGUCCACUCACCUCAUCGGAAGCAUCAGCAAAGGCUCCAAGGAGGAAUCUUCCAAAUGCGGCCUCUUCGCUCUUUGCACUUUGGAUGGAACCCUGAAGCUGAUGGACAGCUCGGAGCAGCUGCUGUGGUCGGUACAGGUGGAUCAUCAGCUCUUCGCCCUGCAGAAGCUGGACGUCACGAGGGACGGCCGCGAGGAGGUGGUGGCGUGCGCCUGGGACGGCCAGACCUACAUCAUCGACCACAACCGCGCCGUGGUGCGCUUCCAGUUUGACGAGAACGUCAACGCCUUCUGCGCGGGUCAGUACACGUGCAAGGAGGGCAAGAACAGCCCGUGCCUGGUCUACGUCAGCUUCAACCACAAGAUCUACAUCUACUGGAAGGUGGAGCUGGAGCGCAUGGAGUCCACCAGCCUGCUGCGCGUGCUGGACCAGAGGCCAGAGUUCAAAGGUCACCUGCAGACGCUGGGAUUGGGAGGCGCUGACCCGGCGGCCAUCAGAGCUCUGCUGGCGGAUGUUCUCUACGCUGACGCCUCCCCCUCAUGAGAACCGACGACGUCCUGAAAGGAGCUCUACCGUCACACCGCCGCCCCUCCUCCCCCCGUGUUUUACGU
This is a messenger RNA of Doryrhamphus excisus (bluestripe pipefish), 1634 nucleotides long. It is a transcript of the gene itfg2, whose product is annotated as integrin alpha FG-GAP repeat containing 2. Gene Ontology annotation, cellular component: KICSTOR complex. Gene Ontology annotation, molecular function: protein binding. Gene Ontology annotation, biological process: regulation of TOR signaling. The record is from RefSeq and is a predicted model, not a curated record. Lineage: Eukaryota; Metazoa; Chordata; Actinopteri; Syngnathiformes; Syngnathidae.